Messenger RNA from Polypterus senegalus (gray bichir), 387 nucleotides. RefSeq names its product mucosa-associated lymphoid tissue lymphoma translocation protein 1-like. The transcript has 3 exons. NCBI's taxonomy places the organism in Eukaryota, Metazoa, Chordata, Cladistia, Polypteriformes, Polypteridae. The annotation marks the transcript as partial. The record is from RefSeq and is a predicted model, not a curated record.
GAUGGAGAGCGUAGUACUGGAAUAUUCACUAAGUACCUUAACAAGUAUUUUACAAGAAGGAAAAUUACUCACGUUCUUGAACAAGUUCUGGAAGAUCUGGGCAAAGAUCCCUUAAUAACUGGAAAACAGGUGAUGGAAAUUAAACACACGUUAAAAGAAACUCGAUCUCUUACUGACAGCAUUCGUUCUGUGGGAUACACUAUGGCCCUCGCACAGAGAAACCUUCUGCUGGAAGCGCUAAUGAUGUUCCCCCAAAAAAAAGAAGUCAAAUUUGUCUGUGGUGUGGAAGUUGAACUCAGCUUCUCUGCACUAUUUUCAAAUGUCCUGAUUGUCUUUUGCAACUAUAAAGGCAGCUGCAGAUAUUUUGGGAUUGUAGCAUCAGCCUGA